AUGGCUGUCGCUACUCACCAUCCCUUUGACCCUCUUACCCCCGAGGAAAUUUCCAGAGCUGGACGAGUCGUUCGUCUGCAUUUCGGUGGCCAUGAUCCCAAUUUUCGAGUCAUCACCUUACAGGAGCCCCCCAAAAAACUUAUGAUACAGUAUCUCGAGAAAGAGCAUCGCAAACAGCCUUCAGAAGAUAUUCCCACGCGCUCUGCGCGUGCUGAAGUUGUGCUGAAAGGCCACAAUGAUGCUAACGAGCUAUUUGAACUCUUUGUCGAUCUGGACAAUGACAAAGUCACCCACAAGCAGCAUCUCAAGGGAAAACAUUCCUACAUUGAUGCGGACUACAUGAAAGCAGCUGAGGCUUCUUGCCUAGCCAAUGACGAAGUGCAGGCCGCAAUACGCUCCCUUGACCUCCCUGCAGGAUCAACUGUUGUGGUGGAGCCUUGGGCUUAUGCCACAGACGGAAUGAAUGACAUGGCCCAACGAGUCACAAUGUGUUGGUUCUACCUUCGCAUUGAAGAGAAUCCAAAUGCCAAUUACUACGCAUACCCUCUCGACGUAUGUGCAGAGGUUUCAGAGACUCUAGAGGUCACCAAGGUCUAUCGUUUGCCGACGAAACCACACGAAAUAGUCAAUAAUGAACAAAAACCUUUCGAUUGUCGGAAAAUCCGCCCGAAAGCAGUUACAGAAUACCACCCAGACUUGAGACCAAGCCCAAGAACGACUACUAAACCUUAUCAAGUUGUUCAGCCGGAUGGACCAUCUUUCUAUAUUAGUGGAAAUCACGUAGAGUGGGAGAAAUGGAGUUUCAGAGUAGGUUUCAAUUACCGCGAAGGAUUGACGCUCCACGACAUUCGUUACGAUGGCCGGAGCUUGUUUUACCGACUGUCUCUCGCGGAGAUGUUCGUACCUUAUGCUGACCCACGAGCUCCUUAUCCCCGCAAGGCGGCAUUUGACCUCGGAAAUGACGGUGCAGGAAUCAACGCCAAUAAUCUAGAGCUUGGCUGUGAUUGUAUAGGUACCAUCAAGUAUUUCGACGGUUACCAUAACACGCCCUCUGGGCAGCCUUUGAAAUUGCGAAACGUGGUGUGUUGCCAUGAACAGGAUGAUGGUAUUCUAUGGAAACAUACCAAUUUCCGCACUCAAACACCUGUAGUAGUUCGCUCUCGUAUUCUCGUUUUACAGACUAUCAUUACAGUGAGCAACUACGAGUACAUUCUUGCGUUCCAUUUCUAUCAAGAUGCUUCAAUUUUUUAUGAAGUUCGUGCUACUGGUAUCCUGUCCACUGUUCCCGCCAACAUAGACACAAAAGCCAAGUUUCCUUAUGGCACUACUGUAGCUCCAGGCGUUCUAGCACCAUAUCACCAGCAUCUCUUCAGCCUGCGCAUCGACCCAGCAAUCGACGGCUAUUCUAAUUCUGUUGUCGUUGAAGAAUCAAAACCCCUUCCUUUGGGCAAUCGCUCUGUCCACAACCCAUUUGGUGUAGGCUAUUGCACUGACAGUCAAAUUGUCGAGGAAGAGGGGGGAUUUGACCUCGAUUUCACCAAAAACCGUACCUUCAAGUUUCUCAACGAGAGCAAGAUAAACCCCAUAACGGGCACACCGGUUGGAUUCAAACUUCUCCCUGCUUACAGUCAAAUGCUCCUCUCCCAUCCUGAAUCGUACCAUGCGAAGCGCUCAGAGUUCGCUAAGCAUGCUGUUUGGGUUACUCGCUAUGAAGAUGGUGAUCACUUCCCUGCCGGCCGAUAUACAAUGCAAUCUACCGGCGGUGAUGGUAUUGCUUCUGCCAUUGCUAAGCGAAAAGAAUCGAACGCGUCUGGGUCAGUCAGAAACGAGGAUGUUGUCAUCUGGCACACAUUCGGAUCCACCCACAACCCUCGAAUCGAGGAUUGGCCGGUUAUGCCAAGUGAGAAACUCAUUGUUGGACUUAAACCCGUCAACUUCUUCUCUGGCAAUCCAGGCUUGGAUGUGGCUCCCUCGGCUCAAGAGAAGAACAAGAGUGUUUUGUAUACUCGAGAUGAUUCCAAGGCAACAGCAUCGUGUCAUAACUCUAACCUCUAG
Histoplasma capsulatum G186AR is the source of this 2055-nucleotide messenger RNA. Its product is annotated as amine oxidase. Bases 1 to 2055 code for a protein of 684 amino acids. Gene Ontology annotation, biological process: amine metabolic process. The transcript has 4 exons. The record is from RefSeq and is a predicted model, not a curated record. Lineage: Eukaryota; Fungi; Ascomycota; Eurotiomycetes; Onygenales; Ajellomycetaceae. Gene Ontology annotation, molecular function: primary methylamine oxidase activity; quinone binding; copper ion binding.